UGUCAACAGCUGUUUGCUUCCGCUACUUGCACAACAAUUUUUUUUUACUAUUUUCCUCUUAAAUUGUUUCUCUGUAAUUUUAUGAGAUAAAAUGCGUCUAACCAAUGUACUAUUCAAGAAGGUGAAGAGCAAGCGCAUCAUGGUGGUGCUGGAAAGCGUGGUCAGUGGACAUCAGUUUAAUGCAUUCCGCGAGCGUUUGGCUGAUAAACUGGAGGUGAUACGCUUCGAUCCAUAUAUUCAAAAGGAGAGCCUAUACCGAGAACGGAAAAGGAUACGUAGCGCUUAGACACAAAAUCAGAGACCAAAUAAAGUUAUUGUUUAAACCAGAA
This is a messenger RNA of Drosophila willistoni, 329 nucleotides long. RefSeq names its product 39S ribosomal protein L33, mitochondrial (gene mRpL33). Gene Ontology annotation, cellular component: mitochondrion. The coding region runs from base 92 to 286 and encodes 64 amino acids. The transcript has 3 exons. Gene Ontology annotation, biological process: translation. Lineage: Eukaryota; Metazoa; Arthropoda; Insecta; Diptera; Drosophilidae. The record is from RefSeq and is a predicted model, not a curated record.